Molecule: messenger RNA, 842 nt
Organism: Trematomus bernacchii (emerald rockcod)
Lineage: Eukaryota; Metazoa; Chordata; Actinopteri; Perciformes; Nototheniidae
Gene: srsf1a
Product: serine and arginine rich splicing factor 1a
Cellular component (GO): ribonucleoprotein complex; cytoplasm; nucleus
Molecular function (GO): mRNA binding
Source: RefSeq, a predicted model, not a curated record
CCGUUAGCAUGUCGGAUGUAGUGCGAGGCCCAGCAGGGAACAACGACUGUCGGAUUUAUGUGGGGAAUCUCCCUCCUGAUAUUCGAACAAAGGACGUGGAAGACGUGUUCUACAAAUAUGGCACAAUUCGAGAUAUCGACCUGAAGAACCGGAGAGGGGGGCCACCUUUCGCCUUUAUUGAAUUUGAAGACCCCAGGGACGCUGAUGAUGCAGUUUAUGGGCGUGAUGGUUAUGAUUAUGACGGCUACAGGCUGCGCGUGGAGUUCCCUCGGAGCAGCAGGGGCUCACGAGGAGCGUUUGGAGGGAUCGGCGGAGCUCCCAGAGGCAGAUACGGACCUCCAUCAAGACGCUCUGAGUACAGGGUCAUUGUUUCGGGACUCCCUCAGAGCGGCAGCUGGCAGGACCUGAAGGACCACAUGCGUGAAGCAGGCGACGUGUGCUACGCCGACGUCUUCAGAGAUGGAAGUGGAGUUGUAGAGUUUGUGCGAAAAGAAGACAUGACCUAUGCUGUUCGAAAGCUGGACAACACCAAAUUCCGCUCGCAUGAGGGAGAGACUGCUUACAUUCGUGUGAAAUUAGACGGUCCCCGCAGCCCAAGUUACGGAAGAUCACGCUCCCGCAGCCGUGGCAGUCGGAGCAGGAGCCGCAGCCCCAGCCCCAGCCGCAGCAGAAGCAGUUCGGGCCGAGGAUCCCCCCGCUACUCGCCUCAACACAGCCGCUCUCGCUCCCGUUCUUAAACCUUUCUACCACCAAUGUUUUUGCUCUUUUGAUGUACACCUUCUUAUUUUUACCUCCUCUGAGUUUCCCCAGAAGUCAGCACUUGAUUUUUUUUUUAUUUCUGC